Messenger RNA from Thyridium curvatum, 2925 nucleotides. RefSeq lists its product as uncharacterized. Gene Ontology annotation, molecular function: ATP-dependent H2AZ histone chaperone activity. The record is from RefSeq and is a predicted model, not a curated record. NCBI's taxonomy places the organism in Eukaryota, Fungi, Ascomycota, Sordariomycetes, Thyridiales, Thyridiaceae. The transcript has 2 exons. Bases 1 to 2925 code for a protein of 974 amino acids. Gene Ontology annotation, cellular component: nucleus. Gene Ontology annotation, biological process: chromatin remodeling; regulation of DNA-templated transcription.
AUGGCGUCUGCAGACGACGAACCGCGAGCACUCGAGCAGGAUGAGUCGUCCGAGCUUUCCAGCGCGUCCGACAGCGGCUCCGGCUCCGACUCGGAGGAGCAAACGCAGGUAGAAUGGCUUGCAACAGGACGAGCCAAACGCGCAACAGCGGGGAACCGGAUGAAAAGCAUGCUGGCAAACGAGGAACGCGCCGACGAGGACUCCGACCUAGAGCUGCUGUUUGCCGAAGACGAGGACGACCAAGGUUUCACCGACGUUGAAAAGGAUGAUGCAUCUGACGUCCAGAUGGACUCGAGUUCCGAUGAAGAGGAUCAGGAUGAUGGCAAGGAUGACGACCUCGCUGGAGAGAAAGAGUUGGAGAGAAGAGAGCGGGAGAAGAAACUGGCGGCAAGGAAGAGAAAAGCGCAGGAAGCAAUUCCCGCCAAAUUCCGGAAGAAGGUCAGGAUUGAUGCCGCCGGUAAAGGAGGCUCGACUUCUGCGGCGUCCGAGGCGCCGAAGCCUCGUCCUAAGAAGAAGAGCGAGCGAGCAAGUUGGCUGCCGUCGGUCACCGACGCCCCAACCCGUGCCUCGGAACGGUCGACCACGCGGAUCAGCAAGGUUCAGCUCCAUCAGCAAAUGGUAGAGCGUGAGGCGCGUCGGAAGCGGCAGCUCGAGAUCAUGGAACGCAAGGCCCGCAAGGCAGAAGCCAACAAACGACCCCCCCUGACGCAGGCAGAGCGUCUAGCCGAGGCCGAGCUCGUCGAGAGUCGCAACGCAAACAGUCUGAACCGGUGGGAAGAGGCAGAGAAGCAGCGGGAGGAAGAGAGGCAGGCCAAGAUCGCGGCGCUGUAUAAUCGGACACUCGAAGGGCCCGUCGUGACCUUCUGGAGCGGCGUUGUCGACAUCACAGGUGAGGGCGGUACCGGUGCUCAACAGAUGCUGAAGCAUCUUGGCAAAAUGGUAUCCAUGGAGGAGAAAGCGCCCAGAAAGAAGAGGCAGUCUGCGGCAGCGAUAGCACAAGCGCAAAAGGAAGCAGAGGAUGCAAAGAAGGAAGCGCCGGCUCCAGACGUGAAGAUGGAGGAUGCCGAUGGAAAGCAAGCUGAGAAAGUGGCCGAAAAUGGGCCAAGGCCUCCUGUUGUCCCCGACCCUGGUCAGCCGGACAAUGUAACAAGCGCGUUGCCGGUGGCGAACCCGAACCCAGAAUCUGCAAAGGAGAACUCUGCAAAGGGACCUGCAGACGAACCUGCAAAGGAGCCAACAAAGGAGGCGACACAAGAGUCGCUCAAGGAGGCGGUCCAAAAUACUCCAAGUGAUGCAACAGCACCACCCGCAGCAUCAGCAACGACGGAGGUACUCCAAUCUACACAAGCCGGACCUCAGUCUUUAGACACUGAUGCACCCAAACUUGACGUUGUCUCAAAACCGACUGCUCAGCAUGAUGGCACACCCCCUCAGGCAGUAGAUCCCAAGUUACAUUCACAACCUGGACAAUCAGAGACAAGCCCUACAUUGCCUACAACAAACACAAGCGCGACGCUUGUUCCUACACUGGCCCCUCCUUCUCCGGCACAGCCUUUGCAAGUUCCACCAGCGCCGGCGUUGCCUGCGACAAUUGAACACAGGUCAGGCCUGGCGGCCCCCGGCCUAGCAGCUCCCUCGUUUCACACGACGGACGCUGUCUUUCGGCCAAUAGGAGCCCCGUCACCGAUGGCGCCGCCAGCCAUGGCAAGCCCCGGUGCUCUGAGGCCGCCUCCUUCCGGUGUCCUGGCUCGCCCGGCCUCCAUGCUCGCGCCUCCGAACAUGGUGGAUGGUUCAACACCCAUGCUAGGCUUGACCUCCAUGGGAGGGGGCAAGUCUAACGUCUUGGCUGCGCCAAACACAUCUCAAACACCGUCGCCCCUCGCUCCGCCAUCGCAAUCUCCCAGUACUCUUUCCGCGAUGGCCAUGGCACCUCCGCCGCGCCCGCCCCCGCCACCUCCGACACCCCAGCAAAUGCUUGCACCUCAGCCAGCUCCGGGUCCAGCUCCAGCUCCAGCUCCAGUCUCGGCUCCCGCCGUCACUCCAGCUGCUGUUACGGGUAAUGUGAAGACUUCACCUGUCCAGGCUCCAGAGCCUCAGAAAGGUCCGCAAACGGCGACAGGUACCAGUGUGGCAGACAAGCCUGAAGCUGCAAAGAGUAACAACGAAAUCCAAUCCACCGAGCCGCCCACAACAGAUCCUGCAUCGGCUGCGAAAGAGGCGGAGCUCCCAAUGGACGGCAAGAUCACACGGAGUUGUAUCAUCCUGCAGAAUUUCGACGAGGAUGCUAUAAAGGACAAGACAGUGCAGACACAAAUUUUGUUCGGUCGCAAGAUGAGCAAAAUCGGAAAACCUGCACAUGCCCCUUUGUGUGUCAUCACCAACCAUCCGGCACGCUAUCGGGACCCAAAGACAGGCCUGCCGUACUACAACAGUUACGCCUACAAGGAGAUUCAGAAGCUCCAUGGUGGGCAAUAUAAAUGGAGUCAGCUCAUCGGCGCGUGGGUAGGCACUGGCAGCGCGGCAGCAAGAGGGGUGCCGGUUCGGUUCAUGGGGGGACCCGCCGCCGCGGCGGAAGACGAGCGGCGGAAGAAGGAGAGGGAAGAGGCAGCGAAGAAGAAAGCGGAAGAGGAGGAGCGCAAGAAGAAGGCGGAGCAAGAAGCAGCAGAGAAGGCAAAGCUUGCGCCGGCGGCUCCGCCCCCCGAACAAGCGUCGUCAACUACGACAUCGGCAGCGGAUGAGAAGAAGGCAGAUGCUGCCCCGGAGAUACCGGCUGCUAUGCCAGCAGAGACACCCGCACCAGACACUGGUGGCACGGUAAAGCAGGGAGGGCAAGAUCCGCCGCGGGACGGAAAUGCGGCCGACGGCCAGCAGCCAGAGCCGAUGGAGGGCGUGCAACCUACCCAGCCGGAGCCACAGACAGCAUGA